AAAAAGAUAAAAGACAAAACAUAUUCCAUUUCCAUGACACUUGUCUGUCCCAUCUCAUGAUCCAAUGCUUCUUCUACAACCUCCCACUCCAAAUCAUGAACAAAAACAACAACCCUAUCUCAGCACACAAACUCAAAACAAAAUAAACCAAUUGUAACAACUUAAACAAACAAAUAGCAAAAAAAGUAUAAUGUCCACAAUUAAAACAAAGCAUAGCAGCUAGCAUUGAAACAUAAAAGAGGAAGAACAAAAAUGGAAGAAUCCAGUGGUUCAUCAAACCUCAAUCUUCCUGAGGAACUGCUGCAAGCUCUACCGUCCGAUCCAUUCGAGCAACUGGAUGUGGCACGCAGGAUCACCUCCAUUGCGCUGUCGACACGUGUCAACGCCCUCCAGUCAGAGUCGUCGGCUCUGCGCGCUGAGCUCGCCGAGAAGGAGAGGGUCAUCGGCGAGCUUCAGUCUCAGGUGGAGCCUCUCGACGCUGCACUCUCUGAAACCGCAGAGAAGCUCGCUCGUGCUGAGGAGGAUAAGGAGAGGUUGGUGAAGGAGAAUGCUUCGCUUUCGAAUACUGUGAGAAAGCUCAGCAGAGAUGUCUCCAAGUUGGAGGUUUUCAGAAGGACGCUUAUGCACUCACUUCAAGAGGAUGACCAAACUUCUGGAGGAGCACCCGGCAUUGCGGCUAUGUUGCAAAGUCAGGCAAGUAUCACUUCAACAUCGCAGCUCGGAGAUGAAGAUGCUUCUCUGCCGCCUUCAAGAUCUUCUUCAAUACGAUCCGGAACCUAUACUUCUGAUACAGGAAAUUCUUUUGCUGAGGAACGCGAGUCUGAUGCUGCAAGACCGAGAGUAUCACAUAGCCUCCUCUUAGCAUCCCAAACUAACACCCCUCGCUUUACACCUCCUGGAUCCCCUCCUAGUCUUUCUGCGUCUGGGUCCCCAACAAGAACAUCAUCAAAACCCGUGUCUCCAAGGCGGAAUGCAGUUUCCUUUUCACUUCCAAGAGGAAAUUAUGAUGAUAGGAGUUCAGUGUUUUCCUCAGGUCACGGUUCCAUGUCAGGCUCCGGCACAGGUUCACAAACUGCACGAACAAGAGUGGAUGGAAAGGAGUUCUUUCGCCAAGUCAGGAGCCGUUUGGAUUAUGAGCAGUUUGGUGCAUUUUUAGCAAAUGUGAAGGAACUGAAUUCACAUAAACAAACUAAAGAGGAGACAUUAAAGAAAGCUGAUGAGAUCUUUGGGCCUGAAAAUAAGGACCUCUAUACUAUAUUUGAGGGAUUGAUUACUCGCAAUGUCCAUUAACUUUUUCUGGUGGAAGAUUUUCACUUAAUUUUAUUCCUUGUUUUUCUAGCAACUGAUGACAUUUCAUCUACUUUAGCACCUUUCUUUCCCACAGUAAAUUAGGCAUUGAUUGUUGUUUGAAUUUCCAGACCCGUAAAUUUGAAUUGAUGAGUGACUCUCUUGAUAAGAAAAGUUAGUGAACAUUGUUGUCCUUUAGGGGAUUUAAACUA
This is a messenger RNA of Lotus japonicus, 1499 nucleotides long. RefSeq lists its product as uncharacterized. Bases 253 to 1290 code for a protein of 345 amino acids. NCBI's taxonomy places the organism in Eukaryota, Viridiplantae, Streptophyta, Magnoliopsida, Fabales, Fabaceae. The transcript is spliced from 9 exons. The record is from RefSeq and is a predicted model, not a curated record.